AUGGCCCGGAUAGCCAACACCCUCUGCGGUUUGCGCAGAAGCGCUUGGGUCCGGCGCUUCAGGGUGUCAGCCCAAACGGGAGCUCCGUACAGGGCCAUGGAUCGCACGACUCCGGCGUAUAAGCGACGACAGGAGUCGUUGGGGCCGCCAACGUUCGGGAGCAGCCUACCGAGAGCUGCCGCUGCUUUCGCCACUUUGGGAGCCAGUCGCUCGAAGUGGGCCCGGAAAUCCCAUAGGCGAUCUAAAACUAGGCCUAGAUACCUUAUCGUAGGUGCUACGUCGACACGGACCCCACACACAAUAAUG
Molecule: messenger RNA, 306 nt
Organism: Iphiclides podalirius (scarce swallowtail)
Lineage: Eukaryota; Metazoa; Arthropoda; Insecta; Lepidoptera; Papilionidae
Source: the annotation of a GenBank genome assembly